This is a messenger RNA of Fusarium pseudograminearum CS3096, 615 nucleotides long. RefSeq lists its product as uncharacterized. The record is from RefSeq and is a predicted model, not a curated record. Lineage: Eukaryota; Fungi; Ascomycota; Sordariomycetes; Hypocreales; Nectriaceae. The coding region runs from base 1 to 615 and encodes 204 amino acids. The transcript has a single exon.
AUGGCUCCAUCCUGGCUCGAAAAAUUCAUCGUCCGCGAGGACGCAACACCAGAUCCACGACGCACCACAGAAUCAUCAGCAUUGCAAAUUCACUACACCGCUCUUCCAGGACACCCGCGAACCAUAACCAUACGAGGCGACCCAGCACCUCGUUACGAAGUUACAAGAAAGGCCGUCCUCACCGUCUGGGGAGACAAAUGCUACGUCAAAUCCGUGGAGAAUGAUAUGGAAAUCGCUAUUAUAGACUUCCACAGCUUUCCGCCCAAAACUACAGUCAACUUUACGCAUCGCAAACAUGAAAUCGACAUCAAGGGACACACGGGACCUUUCCAAGCAAGUGGCGGGCUUGGAGAUCUGCGUUGGAAGCCGACGGGUAUGGUUCCCAAUGGAAAGGCUUCGUGGGAGCUUAGAGAUGAAGGGAAUCUUGUCAUGUCUGUUACUAUUGAUGAUCAUCAAGUGAAUGGUGUGGUCGACGUUUGGAAGAGUCAUCUAGAGGCAGAGACAGUUGAAGAACUGAUUGUGAUUGGGGUUUCCAAGAUUGAAGAGUACAAAAAGACACUGAGGAACGCCAAGGUGUCUCUUGUAUCAAUUCCUUCUAGCAGUGCACAGAUAUGA